Drosophila persimilis is the source of this 542-nucleotide messenger RNA. RefSeq lists its product as uncharacterized. Lineage: Eukaryota; Metazoa; Arthropoda; Insecta; Diptera; Drosophilidae. The coding region runs from base 1 to 522 and encodes 173 amino acids. The record is from RefSeq and is a predicted model, not a curated record. The transcript is spliced from 2 exons.
AUGGACCUACUAAAAAAUAUAGAUAACAAAGAAAUCUUUGUCGAGGUUCUUCAUUUGGCUGUAGAUUACCUUAUUGGAAAUAUAACAGAGAAACAGACGCUCCGGCUGUCGCACAAAUAUGGAUUUCAAAACCCAUACGAUUUUUUGCUGGCCAUUCGAAGUUUAUCGGCUUACUACAUGAAUUACAACUUAGAUAUCAACAGAGCCGAAUCGUCAAUUUUAUUUUCCUACUUUAGUCCUGAAAUGAACCGGCUUGUGCCCGUUGUGUUUGCAGCACGACAACCAGAAGUAGCAACACACAAGUUAAAGUGCUCCAAAGACACCAUGUUUUUCAUGGAGUCCUUUUCGUGGGAUACACGUUUAAUAUUAGGAGACAGUAGAUUCGGUGAAAAUGUACAUCAAGUAAUAACUCUAAAUUUGAGCUGCCGGCAAAAUAAAACCAAAAGAAUCGUAUUUUUUGAAAUGAAUAAGAUAAAUCUGAACUCGUUCAUAUGCUUAUUAGAGAAUAUGCUUGAAAAAUAAAAAGCACUGAACAAAUUCAA